Pelodiscus sinensis (Chinese soft-shelled turtle) is the source of this 7323-nucleotide messenger RNA. NCBI's taxonomy places the organism in Eukaryota, Metazoa, Chordata, Testudines, Trionychidae. The record is from RefSeq and is a predicted model, not a curated record.
CGCGCAGCACCUGGGGCAGCCGCGGAGUCCGGGAGCGGGGAGGAGACUGGAUGACGGCUCGUGCCUCAGGGCGGGUGCGGCGGCCCCCGGGGCAUGAAGGGACACGCGGGGACUCUGCCGCCCCGGCGGAGCCAAGCGGGAGCAGCAGUUCUUACUACUUUAAGUGGGGGAAAAUGAUUAGAGACUUGGUGGUGCUCUCAACAACAUGAUACAUGAACCCUCUCUUUCAUGGCGGAAGUACUAAUGCAUUAGAAGAUGGAGCCAUCCAUACAGCAGAUGGUACGUGAACAAUACACCACAACAACACAAGGCACCAGACUAGAGAGGCCGGAGAACCAAUAUGUCUACAAAAUUGGCAUUUACGGCUGGAGAAAACGAUGCCUCUACCUGUUUGUCCUUCUUCUGCUUAUUGUCCUAGUUGUGAAUUUUGCUUUGACAAUUUGGAUUCUUAAAGUGAUGUGGUUUUCUCCAACGGGAAUAGGAUAUGUCCAUGUUACAAAAGAAGGACUUCAACUGGAAGGAGAGUCAGAAUUCUUAUAUCCUUUGUAUGCCAAAGAAAUUCGCUCUAGAAUGGAUUCAUCACUACUUCUACAGUCUGCUCAUAAUGUGACUGUGAAUGCUCGUAAUUCAGAUGGUGAAAUCACAGGCAGAUUAAAUGUGGGGCCUAAAAUGGUAGAAGUCCUUGGUCAGCAAUUUCAAAUCAACUCCAUAGAUGGCAUACCUCUUUUUACAGUGGAUGAAAAUGAAGCUGCAGUUGGUACAGAUAAACUUCGAGUCACAGGGCCAGAAGGGGCUAUUUUUGAACAUUCUGUAGAGACACCGCUUGUCAGAGGUGAUGCAUUUAAACAUCUUAGAUUGGAAUCACCAACUCGGUCUUUGAGCAUGGAUGCACCAAAAGGAAUUAAUAUUAAAGCACAAGCUGGCAAUAUUGAAGCUCUCUCUCAGAUGGAUAUUAAAUUGCAUAGCAGUGAUGGAAUGCUUUUGCUUGAUGCUGAAACCGUGCGACUACCCAAACUGCCUGAAGGGACAAGGGGCGGAUCUGAUUGGUCUCAGGAACUCUAUGAGAUCUGUGUUUGUCCAGAUGGAAAGCUUUACUUGUCAGCAGCUGGUCACUAUUCAACUUGCCAGGAAUACAGUCAUGUCUGUCAAUAAAGCACCUGCAUAUGCCACAUUUUCUCUAGCUAUUCUCUUAUAUUGGUUUGUAACAAAGCAGUAACAAUAGCAGGAUUUCCAGGAUUUUUAAAGCAAUCACAAUAAUCUAGGAAACAAAUUUACAUUCUGAAUUCUAGAUUGUAUGGAAAAAAGCAAAAGAGCACAAUUAAAAUUUUAACUUCAACAGAAGUGUUUGAACCAAAAGAAAUGUUCUGGUAAUGACAUUUAGAAGUUAGCCAUAUAGUAAGUUAAAAAAAAUCAAAAGGAUUUAUUUUCAUCAUUGACCUGCUAUUCAGUCAGUCAGUUGUGUAAUUGUUAAUAUUGCCUAGCUCUAUGUUUUUUUUCUCUUAAUACAUGUAAACAUUCGCUAGUAACACAAACUGCAUUAGUGUGUGAAAUUUAGUUUAAGAAGAUACUUUAGCUAUUUGAUAAGAGGAAAGCAUUGUUUGGCAAAUUCAGGUAGUGCCAGCAAAUGCGCUAUGCAAUUUUGUUCUUGCAAAAACACAAACCAUGAAAGCUAUGUUCUUUGUAUGAACCUUGUACAACUGUGAUAACUGUGUUUAACUGAUAAAAAUCCUUUAUUUCUGGAUAGGCAAAGCAUGUGUAGAUUUGCUUAUUACUGGGAUUCAUAAAAAAAAUCACAAACAUUAAUGUGAAAUUUCUAAGAUUACUGAUUUCUAACACUUUUUGUCAUCUGAGUUGUUAAUUAUACAAAAGUGAAAUAUAUUAGCACAUCCAACUCCAGCCAUAGCUCUUUGUACUGCAUGGACCAGGAUACUCAUUUGAAAGCCUUUUUUAACUUUUACAGUGUGAUAAUAAUUAGAAAUGGGAAAUUUGCUUUCCUCUUGACUACAGGCCAACUGCACUUUAAAAGAAAAAAAUCUUAAUGAUGGUUUCACCUUUCUCAAAUAUAUUAUGCUAUUUGAUAGGUAGACAAAGUUCCUCUUCUUGAAACUCUCAAGUCACCUAAAUGCAGACCCCUUAGCCUGUGUAGAGCCUCCAUAAUAAACUAUUUGGGACUUAAUGGCUUUAUAGGGUUUUAGGAACAGAGCCUUAUGGAUAUUUAGGUACCUAAUUCCCACUGAUGUCAAUAGGACUUAGAGGACAGAUCCAUGAAAAUACUCAGGCACCUAAAUGCUGGCACUGGGAGCUAGACAACUCCCACCAAACCUUGUAGGCAUCUAGAUGCUCUCAGUACAUAAGUUUUCUAGAAUAAAAAUUCCUUAGGUUCCUCUGCCUGUGUGCAUGAGCACUGCUGCUUCCUUCUAAAUGUUCAGACACAUGUCUCCUGCCUACACCCCAGAGUGAUUCAUGAAACAGGGCAUGACAGACAUGUGGAGGGCAUGUUCCAAGCACACACAUCAGAUCUGUUUGCUUUCUAAACCUGAAUGCCUUUAUUGUUAGCCCAGCCAUUAGUACACUCACUGGGGAAGGGGAGACAUAUGUUCAAGUCCCACCCUCCUCUCCUUAAAGUGUCCCACAUCUAGGGUUGCCAGGCAUCUGGUUUUCGACCAUUGGUGACCACAACUAAUGGAAGCUGUGGAGCAAUGCUGCAGAUGUGAGGGCAGCAUAUAGAACCUUCCUGGCUGCCCCCCAGAGGCAACAAGAACCCAGCAGCCACUUCCUGACAGCCACAAUAAAUGUCACCAGGAUUCAGCAACCACUCCCACAUGCCAACCUACUCCCCAGCUGUGAGCCCCCCUUGUGCACACAAAACUCAUCCCCAGCCGUACCCAAGAACCUGCCCUCCCAGAUGGAGCCCUCAUCCCCUCUGCACUCCUGACCCCACCCAGAACCUCCUACAUCUCAAACCUCAUCCCUAGCCACAUCUCUGUACUCCUCUCCCCUGCCAGAGCCCUCCCCUUCCAUACACAUAGCCAACAUCCUGACAUCCUGGCACCCUCUCCUACAUGCUGAACCCUUCAUUUCUGUCCCCAGCCAGAGCCCGCAUGCCUCCCUAUGCCCCAAACUCCAGCCCUUUGAAAGUGAGUGAGCAUGGGGAGAGCAAAUGAUGGAGGGAGGGGGAUGGAGUGAGCAUUGACCAAGGCCUCAGCAGGGCAUGGGGAGAGGCAGGAGUGUUUGGUUCUGUGCUAUUAGAAAGCUGGCAAUCCUACCCAUGUGUCAGGUAUGCUCACUGGGCAGUGGGAUGCCCAUAAGCUCUUCUGGUGAACUGUUCCACUUUGACUAAAUAAUGAAAGAGUAGGACGGGGUGGCCAACCCAUUAAACAAAGAAAGCCAAAACAACGGCGGAAAAAAUAAGAGCUUCACCAGAAUUGUCAAGCAAAAACAAAAAAAUUAAAAAAAAAAUUUUUGUAAGGAGGUUGCCUCUUUAAGACAGCCACCAUCUUGGGCGCAUGCAGCUCUUGCCUCCCAAAAGUGCAGCUCAUGAAGCUGCUCCCCCCCCCAAAACUGUCCCCGCCAGCUCCCCUCUGACCUGGUAAGCACAGAGAAGCCAGGGGCUGGAGGGGAGCCAGCGGGGGCAGUUUGGGGGGACAGGAGCGGCUUUGCGAGCUGCACUUUUGAGAGGCACGAGCCACAUACAGCUCAUGAGCUGCGGGUUGGCCACGGCUGGAGUAGGAAGAUGCCCACCUGCAGGUGGGUGCACUAACCACAGCAUUAAAGACACGUUGUCACACUCUUUGGCCCAAUAACUGGUCCACCAAGAAGAACCACUUCAUAGUCAUUAGGGCAGCAAGAGAAAGUGCAAGAGAAUGACUUCAUAGCCCAGGAGUUAGGGCAUCCCCACGGUAGGCAAGAGGCUCUGGCUACAUGGUCCCUGUUCUGAUCAAUUGUUCAUUAUUCACAGCAGAACAGCUUCGACAGAAGAGACUACAGAAGCCACACAUCAUAAACUCAGUGAUGAGACACCUUUCUUGACAUGUGGAUGACUCUUUAAAUCCCUGGUACAGCUGGGGGGAAAUUGAACCUUUGAGUUCUGCACAUGCAAAGCAAGUGCUUGAACUGCUAGGGUGAAGAUUAACAGUGGUCCCCAUGGAUACUCCACUCUAGGUGAGUGUAUAGAAGUAGUCAGUGUGCACUCCGGAUCAACGAUUUUCUGCAACAAAUAACACUGCAGAUGCAACUGCUGAGUCUGCAGCUAGGCAUCAUACUAUGGCAUAAUGACACAUGAAAGAGGUGCUGGAAGCCCAGGUGACUGCUCGGCAAAUAUCACUCAGUGGGACUCCUCAGGCGAUGGCUAUGGAAGUUGCUACCGCUCUAGUAGAAUGUGCAUUCGGUUGUGUGAGAAGAGGUUUAUCCCUUAACGAAUGAAAUGAAAGAGAAAGUUCCAAGCUCUGCAGGUGGACGACGUAGUCAAGGAUAUGGUGUAGAGAAGCACCCUGAGGCUCGAUGUUGCUGCGAGAGCACGAUUGCGAAUAUCUACGCCAUUUUGCAAGAUAAGUACUCUGAGUGGAUGAUUUUUUACUGUGUAUUAGUAUCAUUUUGACUUGAUCUGAACAGAGGUCCUCUCCUGGCCUGAGCCAGUUAGGAGCCAUGCCGUCAGGUGUAGGGAGUCUGGUUUGGGGUGAAGGAGAGAACCGUGGUCCUGUGAGAGAAGAUCUGGGAGGGGAGGAAGUGGCCAAGGUGGCGCUACUGACAUGUUGUGUAGGAAUGGGUACCAUGACUAUAUCCACCAAGCUGGAGCUAAGAGAAUUACAGUUGCCAAUUCUGCUUUGAUUUUUUCCAACGUUCUGGGAAUGAGGACCGUUGGGAGAAAAGCGUAAAGGAGUGCUUUUGUCCAGUUGAUUAGAAGAGCAUCCCCGAGUGAACCCUUGCUGAUGCCUGCUCUGGAGCAAAAGAGGCGACACUUCGCGUUGCUGGAAGUGGCGAACAGAUCUAGCACAGGUGUUCCCCACAUGCGAAAGAUGUGUUGGAGAAUAUCCGUCCUUAUUUCCCAUUCGUGAUCCAUAGGAAGUCUCCUGCUGAGAGCAUCUGCGAUGACAUUGCUGGUGCCAAGUAAGACGCUGUGACGGGGAUGUCGUUUUCUAUGCACCAAUUCCAAAAACGCACCGCUUCUGCACAUAAGGAGCGUGACUUUGCUCCUCCUCGUCUGUUUAUGUAAUACAUUACAGCUGAUGUAAUACCAUCAGCACUCUGGUGGGAGUGCCCUUUAUGUGCGAGUGAAAGUGUCUGUAUGCAUGGAAGAUGGCCCUCAGCUUCAGGAGGUUUAUAUGUAGAUGCCUUUUGGAAAGCGACCAUUUGCCCUGUAUGCGUUUUCUGCUCAUGUGUGUGCCCCACCCGAUGAGGGAAGCAUCCAUUGUUAACUGAAAGGAUGGUUGUGGAUGGUGGAAUGGAACUCCCGUCAUAAGAUUUCCUGACUUCAUCCUCCAGAGGAGGGAUAUGCAAACAUGAUUUAGAGGAGCCACUAUUUUGUGAAUGCUGUGCUUUGAGGGCGUAUACACGAUUGCCAGCCAAUGUUGUAGACACCAUAAGUGAAGACGUGUGUGAGGGACAACAAAUGUGGUCGUGGCCAUAUGGCCAAGCAGCCUCAGGCAAGUGUGUACUGAAAUUGUUGGAGCCUGAGUGACUAUGUGUACCGGAUCUUGAAUUGACUGGAAUCUUUCCAGUGGUAGGUAUGCCUUUGCGGUGAGGGAGUUGAGCAUGGCUCCUAUAAACUUUAUGCUUUGGGUUGGGUUGCGGGUGGACUUUUGUUUGUUCACUAUGAGGUCCAGAGUCUCAAACGUUUGCUUGACUAAUAUCACCAUGUGAGAGGUCUCCUGCCUUGUUGUGCCCUUGAUUAGGCAUUUGUCAAGAUAUGGGAAGAUGACCUUUAGUCGGCAGAGGUGCGCUGCAACAACAGCUAGGGUUUUUGCAAAGACCGUUGGGGCUGAUGCCAGACCGAAGGGCAACACCCGAUAUUGGAAGUGCUCGUUGCCUAUUACAAAAUGAAGGAAUCGCCUGUGCGCAGGGUAUAUGGUGAUGUGAAAAUAAGCAUCCUGUAGGUCAAGGGCUGCAAACCAAUUGUUGUGGUCAAGAGACGGGAUUAUCGUGGUAAGUGUCACCAUCUUGAAACACUGAUUUCGAAGGUAACGAUUCAACCGGUAUAAAUCGAGGAUGGGUUUCCAACCCCCACUUUCUUCUGCGUUAGAAGUAACAUGAAUAGAACCCUCUUCCUCUGAAUUGACUUGGGACCCUCUCUAUCGCCCCUAUGAUAAGAAGGCGAUGCACCUCGAGGUGUAAGAGUUCUUUGUGAGAUGGGUCCCUGAAGAGGGAUGGGGUUGGUGGGAGGAAGGGAGGUGAAGGGAAUCAUGAAUCCUGAUCGUAUGAUCUCCAAUACCCAUCUAUUGGACGCUAUCUUGUCCCAUUGAUGGUAAAAGGGCCACAGACGAUGGUGAAAAGGGGAGGCGGUGGUGGCGGUGGUCAUGACAAUGAUUGGUGCGUGCGAGCCCUCGACCAAGGAGUCAGACUUGCUACUUUGAAGAAGGUGGGUUGGUCGCACGUGGUGGUUGGGGUCGCCUUCGUUGUGGUUGUUGUUUAGGACGCGCCUGACCAAAUGAGCACUGCUGUUGCCUAUGAAAUCGGUAGUCAUAUCUCCUUUGGUAAGAAUAAUACCCCUUGCGCUGGAAAGGAGGAGUGUACAUACCAAGUGUCCGCAAGGAGGUACGAGAAUCUUUUCCCAUGUGCAGGACCUCAUCUGUCUUAUCCACAAACAGUUUAAGUUUGUCAAAGGGCAAAUCCUCGACUUUAUUCUGCAGUUUUUUAGGAACUCCUUCUGUUGCUAAUCAUGACGCCCUUCUCAUGGAUAUUGCGGUGGCAAUGGAUCGUGCUGCGGUAUCAGCCAUAUCCAUGGCAAUUUGAAGUCCUGCCCUGGAACAUACGUAACCCUACUGAACCACAGCUCUCAAGAGUGCCUUAUUGGCCUCUGGCAGAUGACCAAUCCUCACACUGAGGAGAAGGAAGCGCCACCAGCAACUGAGGACGGUUGAGAGGAAUUGGCAGGAGCCGGACCGCGCGACAGUAGAAAGGCGCGAACGGCGCGAGACACUAACCGUGCAUGCGCGCAGUCCAGCUGACUAUGGCUGUAAAAUCCUCCAACCAGCGGCGCCAGGACGAGCCCAACACCUAGAGUGGAGCACCCAGGGGGACCACUCGAAGAAGAAAAAGAGAUUUAUUUUGGUUAUUUUCAAUUUGUCAGAGGUGUGGAAAAUGCUAAACUUGAGACUAUCUACCGUA